GGAACCAUAAAGAUUCAGGCUAAGGUGUCUUCACUUCCUCCUCUUCGUCGUUCCGCCCUUAGCUUCCGGUUCCGGGGAAGGGCCAAAUUUUCUUGGAUGAUUAGGGACUCUCCAGUCUAGGAUGGCUGUCUUGUCGCUCCUGUUGUUGGGCGGUUUGUGGAGCGCUGUGGGAGCGUCCGACAUGGCUGUCGUUACGUGCGGCUCCGUGGUGAAGCUACUCAAUACGCGCCAUAACGUCCGACUGCACUCUCACGACGUGCGCUAUGGGUCAGGUAGUGGGCAGCAGUCAGUGACAGGGGUAACCUCUGUGGAUGACAGCAACAGUUAUUGGAGGAUACGGGGGAAGACCGCCACAGUGUGUGAAAGGGGAACCCCCAUCCGAUGUGGCCAGCCCAUCCGGCUGACGCACAUCAACACUGGUCGAAACCUCCACAGUCACCAUUUCACUUCACCUCUUUCUGGAAACCAGGAAGUGAGUGCCUUUGGCGAGGAAGGUGAAGGCGACUAUCUGGAUGACUGGACAGUGCUCUGUAAUGGACCCUACUGGGUGAGGGAUGGUGAAGUGAGAUUCAAACAUUCUUCCACCGAAGUUCUCCUGUCUGUCACAGGAGAACAGUAUGGUCGACCUAUAAGUGGACAAAAAGAGGUACAUGGUAUGGCCCAGCCAAGUCAGAACAACUACUGGAAGGCUAUGGAAGGCAUCUUCAUGAAGCCCAGUGAGUUGUUGAAGGCAGAAGUUCAUCAUGCAGAACUGUGACUAAAUCUUCUGAGCCACUGUCAACCACACAGUGUUUGUAGACAUCUGUUGCUGCUUUACCCUGGGUUCCCUGGUCCAGGUCCUCUGAGCAGUGGCUAGGCCCCCACUGAGAUGCAGAGGCACAGUAGGAAGCAGUGGCUGCAUUUCGACCCGCAGCCCUUCACACUUGAAUUGGUCGCUCUCCCAGAUUUGAUCAGUUCUCAAGAGAGGACUUGUUUGUGAUACUUUUCGUUCGUACUGUUAAGAGAAAGCUGAGGAACUUCCCUCUUAGCUGGGAAGUUAAGGCAUCAUGGAUUAUUAACUUGUCUGAUUUUCCCCUAUUUUUCUUUUUCCAAAAUGAUAAAUAAAAAAAUAAAGGGAA
This is a messenger RNA of Peromyscus californicus insignis, 1118 nucleotides long. RefSeq names its product stromal cell derived factor 2 (gene Sdf2). The record is from RefSeq and is a predicted model, not a curated record. Bases 122 to 757 code for a protein of 211 amino acids. NCBI's taxonomy places the organism in Eukaryota, Metazoa, Chordata, Mammalia, Rodentia, Cricetidae. The transcript is spliced from 3 exons.